Molecule: messenger RNA, 1008 nt
Organism: Fimicolochytrium jonesii
Lineage: Eukaryota; Fungi; Chytridiomycota; Chytridiomycetes; Spizellomycetales; Powellomycetaceae
Exons: 4
Coding region: 304-927 (207 amino acids)
Molecular function (GO): protein binding
Source: RefSeq, a predicted model, not a curated record
UAAGGGAUCUUCCUCUUCCAAGCAGACUGAUGAGAAACGGCAUCUUUCUUCCCCAAUCAACAAAUGAACAAAUAGACUCUCACGCUGUUCCCGCUAGCAGAGACGGAGUGGCAGAGUUGGGUCACGUGUGUGGGUCCGGCUCAAUUUAAAUUCUGGCUUGCUACGUACGACUAUAAUACAUGUACAGUACGGGGUCAGAUGGAUGGCGGAUCGGGAACUUCUUCUAUACCGUCUCUAUCUUUCAAAUAUACUGUGGCAAGAUCAGCUGGGUCACUCGCCGCUUCCUCCUGAAACUGGGCGUACAUGGCUUUCGCACGGUCCACGACACUCCCGGCCAUCUCAGGUUGGCCGGCCGAUUUCCCGUACCUCUUAGAAUACGAAUGGGCCCCUACGAUACAGUCGGACAUACGACAACGAUACGUAGGCUGGUGCGCAUUUGCUGACGAAGAUGAAAUCGACCGAAAAUCAGUCUCACGCUCGGAGGGACACCUUUGUGUUCGAGAAAUAACGGACCAAGGUCACCCAGCCAGAGGAGAGGGAGGAUUGUUUGCAGCGCGCCAGAUCAAACAGUUUCAAUUCAUCGUAGAUUACGUUGGUGUUAUCAGACUGACCAGUGAGAUACCAGCAAACCUCACUUACACACUGAGUUUUCACGGAAAUCUCUCGGUGGACGCAUCAAUACGCGGCAAUGAAGGCAGAUUCAUCAAUGACUGGCAUGGGAUUGCCUCCCGACCAAAUGCUGCCUUCGACACAUAUCGGGACGUGGAAACGGGACAGGUGCGCGUGGGCGCUUUCAGCCUGAAUCGCACCAUCGAGCCCGGCGAGGAGAUAGUGGUUCCGUAUGGAGCGGAGUUUUGGGGAGCAAAAGGGGAUACGAGAGCUUGGGAUCCUAGUUGGGAUGAAGGAGAAGAGGAGGCAUUCUCAUAAUCUACUUUGCUGUCAGAUGAGGGAACAGAGCAAAUGCCCUCCAAUGUCGCACAUCAUCUUCCCGAUGCCUGCUAAAUUUUG